AUGGCGACGCCGACGCCAACCAAAAGCAUGUCUUCGAGACUUCUAACUAUGAAGUUCAUGCAAAGAGCUGCUGCUUCGCCCUCAUCCCCAUCCCCCGCCGCGUCAACUCCAGACUCCCAAUCCUCAAAGCGACGUAAGGUGUCGCACGACUCUGCGAAACGUGAUAAAACCGAAGCGCUGGUACAUAUAGAUCAAGCCGCGAUACAAGCCGCCAUUGCUGAGGGAGAGAAAAAGCGCCAGGAAGCCCUGGUACAACAUGCUGCCGAGUUGGGAGAUGCGCAUUGGGUACUUGACGUGCCAGAAAAGACAACAAAUUCUAACCGUGGAAUACAAACACCUUUGAAUGUAGUUCAAGUUGGCUUUGCACAGAUUGAUUCCCAUAUUGAUACCCCUGAUGCUGCUGGCUCUGGUGACUUUGAAUCAACUGACGCCUCGGAGGUAAGAACCUCCGCGGUUAGACGGUACAAUAUGGAUAAGAAAAAGGUGUCGAAGGACAGCGAGUCUGAAAGUGAUGAUUCUAGCUCCGGGUCAGAUUCUGACGAUUCUUCGGAAGAUGGUAAUGGGCGAGGCCGACAAUCUUAUGGGCAAAGGUCAGAUUCACGAUCGGGGUCAUCUCGUCCGACCUUGAAAAAUAAGAGAAGCGCCGAACAGAUCAAAGCUAAGCAGUUUGCUGAGAAACGGAGAAAGAAGGAGGUCAAGUUGAAUAGUGUUAAGGCAUCUCCUGCCUCCGGUGGCCCAUUAUCAAUCUCGGGAGGCGGCACUCCACAGCGACAGCCCAUGAACUUCACAUGUCAUCGCUGCGGCAAGCCGGGGCAUAAAAUUGCACAGUGCAAGAAUACCCCCAAGCGAUCAAACUAAAAGUCCACGCAUGAUAUCCCCUCGCAAGCAUUAUAUAGAAUGGUAUGUGCUAGCCCUUCGUUUUUAGAUGUGACUUCACUCUCAGGGCUAAGGCAAGUACAUCGGAGGCAUCGCUACCUGAGCGGUUUUGCUCUUUACUAUAAAAUUCCUAGUGUCAACACGUUCUCUAGACGUGGCAACUCUAUCGAAUCGGAUAGAUCUACUGA
Daldinia caldariorum is the source of this 1064-nucleotide messenger RNA. RefSeq lists its product as uncharacterized. The record is from RefSeq and is a predicted model, not a curated record. Bases 1 to 858 code for a protein of 285 amino acids. The transcript is spliced from 2 exons. Lineage: Eukaryota; Fungi; Ascomycota; Sordariomycetes; Xylariales; Hypoxylaceae. Gene Ontology annotation, molecular function: zinc ion binding; nucleic acid binding.